CACUCCUCGCCUGUCCCUGUUGGCUGUGAGGGCGCUCGGAGCCAGGCUGGCCAUGGUGGCCACCGUGGCCACUGCCUUCCUGCUGGCACAGCUGAUGUCCUCGGCGGCAGUUGAGGCUGCAGGGGGGCUAAGCCUACGCAUAAUCUGCUUGAAUUUUGAGCGUGUGCAGGUGAUGUGGGACCCCUCUGGGGGAGCUUCUGGAAGCAACCUCACCUUGCUUUACAGGUUCAGUGAAGACCAGGACGAGACCCCCUGCCCCAGCUACAGGCUCCACGAGGGCCGCACCAGCGGCUGCCUGCUCCCCGAGGGCGGGGACCGCAUCCUGUACCUGACACUCAGCUCCGGCACCCAGCGCCUUGUCACCAUGAGCCAGUGGCUCAGCGACCACUUGAAACCCGCCCCUCCAGGGAACGUGAGCGUCCACUGGCGGGAGGAGGCGGUGGCUGUGGCUUGCUCGCACCUGCCCUACGGCGGGCUCAUCUACGAGGUCCAGUACAGGAGCACCUUCGACACUGAGUGGCGGUCCCUGGAGGCAGAGACCUGCAACCUCACCAGCAGCAACCUUGACAGCGAGAAAUGCUACAGCUUCCGGGUGCGAGUCCGAACCAAGGAGGCUGUGUACGGGUCAGAAGCACAGCCCAGCGACUGGACGGCAGUCAGCUACUGGGAGCGGGGACAACCACAAGAUUCGUGUCCAAAGAGGGAGCCUUUGCCGCGACCCAGGAUCCCUGCAUUGAUGUGGGUCUGUGGCCUGGUCACCUGCCUGAUGUUAGGGCUGGUGCUGCUGUCUCUGUGGAAACUGCACAGGGUGAAGAGCUUUCUCGUGCCCGCUGUGCCGGACCCCAAAUCCAGCUUUCCAGGCCUCUUCGAGAUCCACCAAGGAGAUUUUCAGGGCUGGAUCUCAGACACCCAGAAUUUGGCAUCCCCAGGCCCAACUGCAGACGCCAGUACCACCGACCACAUGCUGGUCACACACCUGUCUCAGGUGGACCUCCAUGUGCCAGAGUCAUCCAGGACACGAUGCUCCAAGGAGCCUGGGGAGAAUGAGGCUCUGUGUCCACGAAGUCCCUUGCUGCCAAGCACCGGCACCGUCCACCUGGGGGCCUUCCAGCUCACGCAGGCUGGCGGUCACUACUGGUGCUGUGACGAGGGCCUGCGCACUCAGCAAGCGCUGCCAGAUCAGACAGCGCUGACGACCACUCCCUGA
This is a messenger RNA of Ochotona princeps (American pika), 1207 nucleotides long. It is a transcript of the gene CRLF2, whose product is annotated as cytokine receptor like factor 2. The transcript is spliced from 8 exons. Lineage: Eukaryota; Metazoa; Chordata; Mammalia; Lagomorpha; Ochotonidae. Gene Ontology annotation, cellular component: external side of plasma membrane. Gene Ontology annotation, molecular function: protein binding; cytokine receptor activity. Gene Ontology annotation, biological process: cytokine-mediated signaling pathway. The record is from RefSeq and is a predicted model, not a curated record. The coding region runs from base 53 to 1207 and encodes 384 amino acids.